Molecule: messenger RNA, 2796 nt
Organism: Balaenoptera musculus (blue whale)
Lineage: Eukaryota; Metazoa; Chordata; Mammalia; Artiodactyla; Balaenopteridae
Product: tigger transposable element-derived protein 1-like
Exons: 3
Coding region: 43-1371 (442 amino acids)
Cellular component (GO): nucleus
Molecular function (GO): DNA binding
Source: RefSeq, a predicted model, not a curated record
CUUCCGAUCUGCUGGCUUGCACGAUUCAAAAGGCGAUACCACAUGAAAAAUGUUAAACUUGCAGGCAAGGUAGGUUCUACGGAUCAGGAGGCUGCAGAAGAAUUUAAAAAAUACCUGCUAAGCAUUAUAUAUGAAAAGGGUUACAUGGAAGAGCAGGUUUUCAACGCUGAUGAAACUGGCUUAUUUUACAAGAAUGUUGGCAAACGAACCUAUGUAAUGCAAAUGGCCUCCAAAACUCCUGGCUUUAAAUCAUUCAAAGACUGUGCAACCUUGCUAUUAUGUGCAAACGCCAAGGGUGACUUUAAGUGCAAACCCCUUAUGGUACACAGAGCACAAAACCCACAAGCACUUAGAGGGAAAAACUUGAACCGUAUGCCAGUCCACUGGAGAUGGAACAAAAAAGCAUGGAUGGCGUCCAAAAUAUUCUGGGAUUGGUUCCACAACUGCUUCAUCCCAGAAGCUGAACGUUAUCUCCAUGGCAAAAACCUUGCCUUCAGGGUUUUAUUAAUUUUGGAUAAUGCCCCAGUUCAUUGCCGUGAAGAACUCGAAAAUGCCCACCCUGACAUAGAAGUUCUCUUCAUACCCCCAAACACAGCAUCUCUUAUCCAACCCCUCAAUCAGGGCGUGAUAAAAGCUUUCAAGGCACACUACACCAGGGAGCUUUAUAGCAAGGCUUUUGAGGCUCUCAGUGCCAAUGAGGAGACCACCAUGAUGGACUACUGGAAGUCAGUCACCAUACGCAAUGUUAUUGAUUAUAUCAGCACAGCCUGGGACAGCGUCAAGCAGGCUACUAUCAACAAUUGUUGGGGAAAUGUUUGGCCAGACUGUGUGAAAAUUUUUGAAGGUUUUGAAGGUGUUACAGAAAAUAUAACAAGCAGUGUCAAAAACAUAAUGCAUAUUGCACAACAGAUAAGUGGAGAAGGUUUCAGUGACAUGAAGGAAGGCGAUGUGGAGGAAAUUUUGGCAGAAGCGGCAGUAGAACCCACCAACAAAGACCUGGACGAGAUCGCAAAACAAGGCAAUGGAGUUAGUGAUGACGAGGAUGGUGAAAGUCAGCCUGAGACUCCAAGAAUCAUCCCUCUCACAGCAGCCAAAAUAGCAGAAUGGAAUUCUGCCUUGGAAAAAAUUUUCAAUGACAUGGAAAAGUGUGACCCUGUGCCCGAACGCAGUCUCAUGUUUAAGCGCCUUACCUCCACCGCGUUCAUCCCUUAUGCCGAAACGCUUAAAGAUUUGAGGCAAAAAGCCAAGCGGGUGAGGCUGAAGCAGUUUUUCAAGCCAGAUUGGGAGGGCAAGUUGCUGACACCGUCACCCAACUGGGAAAACCAGACUCCUGAGGCAGAGCUGCCAGAUCUCACAGGCCACCCUCCCUGACAUCUUCCUUCCUGACUCUCCCUCUGUUCCCGUACGGCAAGCCGAGGUCACAAGGUUUAACCCCACCGUGCACUGCCCCAUCACGUGUCCUGUGGCUCCAUCAACAGUAAGGUGGUUUCCAUAAAUUUUAAAUGUUUAAUCUUUGGUUAAUGCUUUUGGGGGGGCUUUCUUUCUUGCAUUAUGCUGUACUAUCCAAUAUACAGUGUGUAUUUGCGUGUGUAUGUGAGCAGUGAACAUGUGUACUGUGUAUGUGACUGAAUGGAAGAGCUAAAUUAGAACAGUCACACUAUGGUAGACUACAUUACGUAAUGCUGUAAUUGAGAUGGUGUUUUAUUAUAAAGAUAUACUGCAUGUAAUUAUUUGUAAAUAUAUAUAUAUGUUAAAUAAGCUAUCUUUAAACAGAAAUACACCUAAAAACAAGAUUAUGUAUUGACUGGUUGACCAGAUGUUGUGACCAGAGGUUCAAAGGAAACUAACUCUGUAUUUCUCCAUGAACAAUGGUUCAGUAGUUGCUAAUUCAGUGGUCAUGGUGCCCUUGUAGAAUGUAACUACCACAAAUAAUGUAAUCGACUCUACGUUUAAAAUUAUUGAUCCAUAAGGAUCUAAUUGUUAUGACUUCUCUUCUGAAUUGAGUCGACACAGCUACUGUGAGUUCACAAACGAUGGAAACAUACGUUACAGUUCUUGAUAAAAAUUAUUAUAUAUAAAAUGCAAAUUUUAUUUGGAAAUAUAUAUCUUCAUGAGAUGUAUAGGGUUUUUUUUUAAUUAGUUCAUUUACCCAUGGAUAAUCAUCACUUACUGCUGGAAAGAGAUAUGGAGCAGCGCCAAUUCUACUCCUAUCUUGGGGUUUUUUUAAUGCAAAAACUGAGAAACCUUGUUCAUAAAAAUAAGCACAUGGAAAUGGAAGGAGUUUUGUUAGGAUGAUUCUUUGAAGCCUUCUGAGUUACAUAGCCAACGUCCAGAUAUAAUCUGUCAUAAAUAAAAACUUAAAAUCAUCAGCCAACAGCUUGAUUGGAGUCUCCUUCAAUUUCUGUGAAAGCUAAGUACAACCCUGAGCUGCAACAUGCAAUCAUCAGAGUCACUCCCCUCCCAGCACCAGGACCCUUUGUGACAGCUGGGAGGCCUUCCACCUGGCAGUGUGCACCUCAGGAAGACAACAAAGGGUGAAGUGGGUGAAGGCCAUUGUGAAAGGGGAGGUGGGACAGUUGGACCAGCGUGAUGCUCUCCUUGCUCAGAGACAGCUGCUCUGGCUCCUUGGUUUUAGUUGAGCAUGGAUGCAAGCUGAGGACCUAGAAAUGGAAAUGGAUUCCCUUAAAACUAUCCUGAACUCCACCUAAAGCAACAUACCUGUUUGGAGAACUGUAAUGUAAAAGAGUCAAAACUUUAUGGUAAGUAGUUCCUAACUGUAACACACAUACUGACCUC